Ceraceosorus bombacis is the source of this 334-nucleotide messenger RNA. Lineage: Eukaryota; Fungi; Basidiomycota; Exobasidiomycetes; Ceraceosorales; Ceraceosoraceae. The record is from the annotation of a GenBank genome assembly.
AUGGCGAGCGGCGACCAAACUGGCCGCUGCGAGCCCAUGCCUGGCAUGCACAUCCUCUCCCAACCAGGUCAUGCGGUCCGCAUUGCGGAUCCUCGCUUCGACAUUCAGAGCUUGUCCAUCUCUGCCACAGUCAGCCUUUCUCCAGUGGCAGAGACCCGCACGAGGCGCGUGAGCGGGCAAGACUUUUCUGCGUCUCUUCCUCCCAAGAGCGAAGCAACGUCGAUCGACUCUGCCACGACAAAUGGGCGCAGUAGGGUAUCUUCUUCAACUUAUCCUACCCAACCUCCCGUUUCAGCUUCGGCCAGCGCCGCCAAGCGCGUCUCACAACGAGUGA